Molecule: messenger RNA, 3766 nt
Organism: Girardinichthys multiradiatus
Lineage: Eukaryota; Metazoa; Chordata; Actinopteri; Cyprinodontiformes; Goodeidae
Product: keratin, type II cytoskeletal 8-like
Exons: 8
Coding region: 790-2283 (497 amino acids)
Biological process (GO): intermediate filament organization; keratinization
Cellular component (GO): keratin filament
Molecular function (GO): structural constituent of skin epidermis
Source: RefSeq, a predicted model, not a curated record
UAGAUCUGAUGUUCUUUGUGUGCUCGUGAAUGUUUGCAGCCGUAACUGGUUCUGGAUGACGGCUUCAUAGCAGACAGCCGUUCCUCCCUCUUCCCUUCUCCCGGGGCAGAAUCUUUUAGUGGUACGCAGUACCGGACCGGCUUACUUUCACCCCUGGGUACUACUAAAAUAUUAUCUCUUUAAGUACCCCUGACAGAUACACUGAAUUGCUAAACAGCUAUCAUUACAAAUGAUAUUUACAAAGGAAGAUAGCCACAGCUCCGAUGCAAUCGGUGCCACCAGGCCCUCUGACCGCCAUCACCACGCAAGGCAGGUGAAGUAUCUUGCCAAAGGGGGCUGAGACGGACAGAGUGGGUGUUUGAACCAGCAUCCCCGUGGUUACUGGACGAACCCCUACCAUCUUAGCCACAGUUGGACUACUUGUCUGACUAAUUGUAAUACAUGUAAGAAUGUGAAUAUUUGUUUUUGUGUGAGCUGAUCUGCACCUCAAGUGUACUCAAAUGAUACAAGUAGAGAGAAAAAGGAGCACUAUUUGACAUUCCUCAAGUAGAUUUCAGUUUCAGUUAGACAAACCUGUGAAAAGAGGAGGUAAUUAUUAUGACUGAAUUGAAAGUGCAGUAGUCCAAAGGUACAGUAUCGUCCCCUCCCACAGCAGAGGCAAGGUUUAAAACUACUCUGUCCCCUCUGUCUCUCCAACUUUGCUCUCUGCCCUGGCCUGCCUGUCUGCCAACCUUUAUCAGAUCCCUCAGACAUCCAUUUUUAAUUUUUUUUCAAAGAAAAACCUUCAGAAUGGCUUUCAGGGCCACAGCAACCUCUUACAGCACCCCUGGUCACAACUUCAGCAGCAGGUCCUACACUGGAGGUUUCAGCACCAGGUCCUACAAAAUAAGAUCCUAUGCAGGUGCUGGCUUCAAUGAUUCGAGAGCAUUUGGCUUCAGUGCAUCUCCCACCUUAAUACCUAACCGUGGAUCAACUGUGUGCUCAGGAUUGGGCGAGAUUAGUCAAGCCCCCGUCACAGCUGUGGCUGUUAAUGAGAGUCUGCUGGUCCCCCUGAACUUCGAGAUUGACCACACAUUGCAAGCCGUUCGCACCCAAGAGAAAGAUCAGAUCAAGGGCCUCAACAACCGCUUUGCCUCCUUCAUUGACAAGGUCCGCUUCCUGGAGCAACAGAACAAAAAGCUAGAAACCAAAUGGAGCCUGCUCCAGGAACAGACCACCAUCCACUCCAACAUCGAUGCAAUGUUUCAAGCCUACAUCGCCAACCUCCACAUACAGCUGGACAGCCUGGGCUAUGACAGGAUGAAGCUGGAAACCGACCUGCAAAACAUGGACGGUCUGACGGAGGACUUCAAGAAAAAGUAUGUAGAUGAAUUCAACAAGCGCACAGAGUCUGAGGACGAAUUUGUCUUUAUCAAGAAGGGUGUUAAUGAGGCCUACAUGAAUAAGGUUGAGCUGGAGGCACAGUUGGAGAGUCUGACAGAUGAAGUUAACUUCCUCAGGUCGAUCUAUGAGGAGGAACUGCGCGAGCUCCAGACCCAGAUCAAGGACACCAUAGUCGUUGUGGAGAUGGACAACAGCCGCAACCUGGACAUGGAUGCAGUUGUGGCUGAGGUCAAGGCACAGCAUGAGGAUAUCAGCAACCGCACCCGUGCUGAGGCAGAGACGUGGUACAAAACUAAGUAUGAAGAGAUGCAGACCUCUGCCAACAGAUAUGGAGAUGACCUGCGAACUACCAAAGCAGAGAUUGCAGAACUCAACCGAAUUGUCCACAAACUGACAUCAGAGAUUGAUGCAAUCAAGGGGCAGUGCAACAACCUGGAGGCCCAGAUUGCUGAGGCUGAGGAGCGUGGUGAGCUGGCUGUGAAUAAUGGCCAGGCUCACAUCAAGGAGCUGGAGGAGGCACUGCAGAGAGCCAAGCAGGACAUGGCCCGUCAGAUCAGAGAGUACCAGGAUCUGAUGAACGUCAAGCUGGCUUUGGACAUCGAGAUUGCCACCUACAGGAAGCUGCUGGAAGGAGAGGAGGACAGACUGGCAACCGGCAUCAAGGCUAUCAACAUCUCCCAACAGAGAAUGAGUUACAGUGGUUUCCCCAGUAUGGACAGAAUGAAGAGCAGCUACUCCAGCGGCGGCUACGGCAGCAGCCUGGGUGACUUCAGCAGCGGUAGCUCCGGCGGCUACAGCACCACCCAGAGCAAGAAAAAUCUCAUUGUCAAGACCAUUGAGACCAAUGAUGGCAAAGUGGUGUCUGAGACCUCCAAGGUCAUUGAUGAUUCUGCUGUGUAGAUCAGAGAUGAAGCUACAGUUGGGGCCAAAAUUAUUCAUACUCUUGUCAGAUUUAGAUUAAAACUACAAUUUUCUUUCUAACAGGAACUGAAACAGGCAUCUCUCAAAAAAUAACAAUAAUAAUAGAAAAAUAUAAUUUUAUUGUUUUUAAUUACACUUUCCCCAAACAAUGGCUCAUUAAAUAUUAUGUAUACCCUUCUAUAAUAUGAUGGAUAAUCUUUAUUGCCAUUGCAACAAUAACCCCCUACUUGUACCUGCUGGCCAGCGUUUUGCAUGUUUCCACUGGUAGUUUAAUGAUUUCUGGUAUUUUGAUGAGAUUGUGAUGAGUGCCAAGUCAUGGAGCCCACAUAGCAAAAGAGAUCUGGCCUUGUUGUGGCCCAUAAAAGGCAAUUACAUCGGGCCAACAUACCCAAAGAAUGACAGCCCUUUGAUGGCCCAGAUCAGGUUUUCCAGUGAUGGUCCACGCAUGGGUGUGCACCAUCACUUAGAACAUAGUGGUGGCUCUGUACUGGCCCAGAACAGUUUCAGUACUGGCAUCAAAUGCCAGCCUAAUAUACAGCAUCUUACAAAAAGUAAGUAUGCCCCUCACAUUUUCGUAAAUAUUUGAUUAUAUGUUUUCAUGGGACAACACUGAAGAUAUGACACUUUGAUACAAUGUAAAGCAGUCAGGGUACAGCCUGUAGUACAAUGUAAAUUUACUGUCCCCUUUAAAAUAACUCAAUAGACAGCCAGUAAUGUCUAAACUGUCUGGCAACAUGUAUCAUAUCAGUGUUAUAUCUUCAGUAUUGUCCCUUGAAAAGAUAGAAUAUAAUAUUUACAAAAAUGUGAGGGGUGUACUGACUUUUGUGAGAUACUGUAAAUUAGGCUGGCAUUUGGCCACCACUAUGUUUUAAGCUGCCGAUGUGAUGGCCCAUGUGUGAGCAAUCACUGGAAAACCUGGUCUGGACCACCAAAGGACCAUCAUUCUUUGGGGUAUUUUGCCUGGGUGUAACUGCAUUGUAUGGGCCAGAGCUAGAGGUGGAGGUGGGAGGGCGUCCUUGCCAUAACCCUAAUUAUUAGCUCCCUCCACAUAUUCUCUAUCAAAUUUCAGUCAAGAAUCUGGCCGGGCCACUCCAAGACAUUAAUAUUACUUUUGGUCAAAUAAAAAACAUACUGCCAAGGGUAUGGAUAAUUUUGACCUUAACUGUACUUGUGUGUCAUGAUCUCCUCUGCCUCUCUGGUAGUUUUAUACUCACAGCUCACCUACCUCAACUAUUGUAGUGACUAGGAGGCUGUUGUGGAGAAAAUGUCCUGAGGUAAUGUUUUUACUGCCAAACUGAAUUAAGGUUUGUUAAAUAAAUGUAAAUGAAUUUGCUUUCAGUUUAGAAGACAUCUUAAAGAGGAAAAAUAUUGAUUUCAGAAUAUAUACUUGAAUUAUAUGAUUAAACAGGAGAAAGAUUCCUCAUUUGAUGAAAGUUUAAAGUGAUUAAAUCUUUGGAACUAC